AACAGUGGAAUUUAUUCAGUUUCCUUUGGACUUGGUAAUCAGUGAGAUCGCUAACAGUGAGAAGUGACUAUGGCAUCAAAAAUUGAUAUUGAGUUGACAACCGGACAGAAAAUGCCGGCUCUGGGCUUCGGCACUUGGCAAGCUUCGGAGGAGGAGAUUACGAAGGCGAUGGAGGAGGCCUUGGAGGCCGGAUAUCGGCACAUCGAUUGUGCCCCGGUCUACUUGAACGAGGCAGCUAUUGGAAAGGUCCUGAAGAAGUGGAUGGACGCGGGGAAAGUCACACGAGAGGAAUUAUUCAUCGUCACAAAACUGCCACCAACAGGCCAUCGCUCCGGGGGCGCCGAAAAGUACUUGAAGAAAUCGUUGAAGGACCUUCAGCUGGAUUACGUUGACAUUUACCUGGUUCACACACCGUUUGCGUUCGAGGAAGCCGGCGAUGACUUGCACCCGAUGGACGAGGAGGGAAAUUUCCGUAUGGACAAAGGCAGCGAUCACCUCAAAGUGUGGGCGAAUAUGGAGGCACAAGUGGCCGCCGGUCGGGCUAAAGCUAUCGGCCUCUCUAAUUUCAAUAUUAAGCAGAUAAAGAGAAUUCUGGAUAACACGAAAAUUCCAGUGGCUAAUCUGCAGAUUGAACUGCAUGCAUAUUUCCAACAGAACGAAUUGGUGAAUUUCUGCAAGUCCAAGGGAAUAGCAGUGACUGCAUACUCUCCCCUAGGGUCAAGGGGUUUCGUGGAGCUCAUGGGAAAGACCGAGGUCAUUCCUGCUAUCAUGGACAACAGCACGAUCCUAAACAUAUCAAAGAAGCAUAAGAAAACUCCUGCGCAGGUGGCCCUGAGGUUCACAAUUCAGAGGGGAAUCGCUGCCAUUCCCAAGAGCACGAAUGGCGACAGAAUAAGAAAGAACAUUGAUAUCUUUGAUUUUGAACUCGAUGAAUGUGAUAUGGAGGCAUUGACAGCCCUGGACCAGAGCCCCAAUGGAAGAGUCUGCGAUUUUUCCUUUAUGAAAGGAGCCAACACUCAUCCAGAGUUCCCAUUCUAAUUAUCGAGAACAAUUGGAAAAAUUAAUAAUACUUUGCAGCUCUGGUUAGUGUACUACUUUGGGACUUGACUCGUGUUUUUGGGUCACAAGUGAAAACAUAUUUGCUCUGACGAUUUUCUCCUUUUAUCCUUCCGCUUAUAUAUUUAUAUUUACCGUUAUCAUGUACGUGGGGCACAAAUGUCCUCUUGAGUUAUUAGAAUCGAAGAAUGAAGAGUUCAUUUCAAGAAUUAUUACGAAAAAUAAUUGAUAAUUAUAAUUCAGGUAGAGUUUGAGAACUCAUUUUGCAGCUGUUGAGGUAAAAUCCCACUAAUUUUCACACGAAAUAUCGUAAUUGAAAUAUAUUAGUUUUUUAGGUUAUGUCGACACUGACAUUUUGUAAAUAUGAAGGCUCGUUUACAUGGUGUGGAAAGAACCCUUUGAAUUCACAGUCCUACACAUAUGUUUUUGUUCAUAAAAA
Molecule: messenger RNA, 1495 nt
Organism: Diachasmimorpha longicaudata
Lineage: Eukaryota; Metazoa; Arthropoda; Insecta; Hymenoptera; Braconidae
Product: aldo-keto reductase family 1 member B7-like
Exons: 4
Coding region: 70-1038 (322 amino acids)
Cellular component (GO): cytosol
Molecular function (GO): aldose reductase (NADPH) activity
Source: RefSeq, a predicted model, not a curated record